AUGCACCGCGCUCACCCAGAAGCUUCCCCGGGGCAGGAAGGGAAGCGCGCGUUGCGAGGCGACCGCUUCCGCCGCGCUCUAUGGAAGGCGAGCUGCAGUGGCUCCGCCAAUGGGCGUGGGAUGGAGGCGGAGCGCCUGGCGGUGCCGGGCGCAGCCAUGCUCCGCCGCUCGCUCUGGCUCUGCCUCUGCCUCUGCUCCUGCCCGACCCGCGGUUUACGCAUCCAUGAGUAUUUGUAUUUCCAAGUGCUGAGCCCUGGAGAUAUUCGCUACAUCUUCACUGCCACUCCAGCCAAGGAUUUCGGUGGUGUGUUUAACACAAGGUACGACCAGAUCCACCUGGUCCCAGCAGAUCCCCCUGAAGCCUGUGGAGAGCUAAAUAAUGGUGUCUUCAUCCAGGACCAGAUUGCCUUGGUGGAGAGGGGGGGUUGCUCGUUCCUGUCGAAGACGCGCGUGGUGCAGGAGCACGGCGGGCGGGCGGUGAUCAUCGCGGACAACGCCUACGACAACGACAGCUUCUACAUCGAGAUGAUCCAGGACAGCAGCAGGCGCACGGCCGACAUCCCUGCGCUCUUCCUGCUGGGCAGGGACGGGUACAUGAUCAGACGCUCCCUGGAGCAACAUGGGCUCCCCUGGGCUGUCAUCUCCAUCCCCGUCAACGUCACCAGCAUCCCCACAUAUGAAAUGAUGCAGCCCCCAUGGACCUUCUGGUAGCAGUGGGAGACUGCAGCAGAUCAAGGACUUCUUGGUGGAUCCCAAGAGCUUGUCCCAGGGACCAGGUUUGAGGAAAGAGUCCCACGGUGCUCUGGAGAUCCCACUGUCCAGCAAUGGUGAGAUCUUUCUGCUGCCGCUGGCGUGUGGCUGAAAGGACAAAUACCAGGACCCGUGGUGGGAGCCUUGAGCCUGACCCUGAGCACCCUUUGUGAUGACAUUC
Molecule: messenger RNA, 931 nt
Organism: Indicator indicator
Lineage: Eukaryota; Metazoa; Chordata; Aves; Piciformes; Indicatoridae
Gene: PRADC1
Product: protease associated domain containing 1
Exons: 6
Coding region: 1-711 (236 amino acids)
Source: RefSeq, a predicted model, not a curated record